GAAUUUCUAUCUGCAAAGAAAAUUGUCCAUAAAUACUAAGUAGAGAAAAUAUAUUAAUUAAGCAAACAAGUUAUAAUAGUAAUUAAAUAUAUUCCACUAAAAUCUUAAUACAUAUAUAGUUAAUUAUUUACCAAAAGUCCAUAUUGUGAUAAGUCUUACAUAACCAAGUGGUCUUGGCCUAUUGGUAAAGGAGUUUCAACUGGAGAUUUCGCCAUGGAUUCGAUUCCUCUUGACAGACGUUUUAAGUGACAAGAAAUAAGUCUUACAUUAAAAAUGAAAAAAAAAUGCUAUUUUUGUUGGAAUUUCUUUUAAUGUUGCUCGUCUGCAAAUCAAAGUGUUCAUUAAUAGUAAGUAAAUAAACGAUAUUAAUUAAGCAUUUAUAUUGUACAAUAUACUAGUUAUGUAAUAGUUAAAUUAUUUCACUAAAAUCAUAUUUAAUACAUAUAUAGUUAAUUAUUUACCAAAAAGUCCAAUAUGUGAUAAGUCUUACAUUCAAAAAUGAAAAAAAAAGUCUAAAGUUUAAUACAUAUAUUGUUAAUGUUGCUGGUCUGCAAAGUAUAUUGUCCAUAAAUACUAAGUAGAGAAACAAUAAACUGUAAUAGAUCUCAAAACUGAAGCGCACUAUAAUUAAGAGCAAUAAAGUAUGGUUAAGGUGUGAAUGCAUGGAAAUAUGUAAUGAUCUCUAAGCUUAAAACCGUAUAACAAAUAUGAAAUAUAAAGUGUAUAGUAAAAGUAAUCUAGUAGACUAGUAGUUAGAGUUGUUAAAAAAAAGACUAGUGUUUAGAGAGAGAAAAAUAAAGAUCGGUCCGUGCCAUAUAAUAUAGUUUCAGUAUAUAUACACAUAACAAACGGACUCAUUCAUCCACUUUCAUCAGAGCUCAGAAAAUCUAAAGGCACAAAUCACUUUCUCUCUAUUUUAAUUUUCCGGUUUUGUUUAUUAUGUCUACACGCUCACCAGUACCAACACUGUCAGAGCAAUAUCACCCUUUCGACGAUGGUGUUUACGACUGUGUGAAGAAAGUUAUUAUAGGAGAAGACACUCAGGGCAUCGCUUACAUCACAAUCCAGUACGUGAGAAACGGAGAUGUCGUGCAGCUAGAACAUGGAAGCGAAAGAGGAGCACAAAUCACUGAGACGGAGUUUGAAGUUAAGGACCCAGACGAAUACAUCACAUGCAUUGAGGGAACAUGUGGAGAAGCAAACUUUUGUGACAGCCCCAUCGCGCUGUGGACUGAAAAGUUUUAUCAUACGGUGUCAGAGAUUCAGUUCACGACAUCACACGGGAGAACAUCUCCGAAGAUUGGAUGUAAGCCUGAGGCUGACAGCUUCACGUUCAAGUUGAAGGGAAAAAAUGGAACGAAGCUUGUUGGGCUCCAUGGAAAAUCUGGACGUUUUCUCGAGGCUCUAAAAGCUUAUUUUGUCGUGGUUUCUUCUACUUUAAAGCAAUUAGAACCUCAAGGCCGCUCCGAUGGGCAUUCUUGGGAUGAUGGGGCUUAUGACGGUCUGAGAAAAGUGUGUAUCGGAGAAGAUGGUGGCCGUGUGAGCUCCGUUGAGUUUGUGUAUGCCAAAGGAAACGAAUGUAUAACUCAUUGUCACGGCAGACAUUCAAAUGAACGUAAACAGUUUGAGCUGCGGUAUGAAGAUGGUGAAUAUAUUAUAUCCUUUGAGGGAACUACAGAUAAAGAUGGUUACAUCUCGUCUUUAAUCUUCAACACAUCAAUGGAUAGAAGUUCAGAUGAAUUUGGAAAAGCGGUUGCUAACAACGAGUUCUUCCUCAAGCCAAGAGGGUUUCAUAAGCUUGUCGGUUUCCGAGGAAGGUCCUGCGUUGAUCGUAUCAAUGCUCUUGGGGCAAAUUUCGCUGUGGUGCUAGCUCCUCCGGUCAAGAAACUACAAGCACAAGGUACUAAUGACCAGGGGGAAGAGUGGGAUGAUGGGGUCCAUGACAAUGUUCGUAUGAUAACGGUAACAUACCGCUACGACUGUGUGGUAUCGGUCACGUUUGAAUAUGCCAAUGGAGCGGAGACUGUACUUGGAGACCCUCACGGGAUCUUGGAUGAUCAUCAUGAGAAAAAAGAGUUCAAGCUCUGUGAUAAUAAUGAAUACAUCACAUCCGUUGAAGGAUUCUUCGGUCAAAAGUGGAUCAGUACUCAAAGCGCAGGUGACGAGUUUAAAUCUAUAUACUAUAACAUGAAGAGGCUUGAUUUCAACACAAAUAUUAGAACAUAUUCAGUGAUGGAAAACAAUACACGUGACGGUUUUCUAGCCGUAGUACCGUUCAAGUUGGAGAAGAAAGGUCACAAAAUUGUUGGCUUCCGUGGCAAGUCUACAGAAUUUUCUCUCCAACAAAUUGGUGUUUAUGUUAAGCCAAUUGAUGACGCUAAUUAAGCUUUUAAUAUUUGCCUUGGUAGAAUAAUUACGAAAAAGCUAUAUAUGCUUAGACUCUCUCCUUCAACUAUCUAUGUUCUCUCGUGAUUGUUGUUUUAACUCUGGUGCUUCCAGUAUUAUCCUUGACUAUGUUUUAAGGUUUUUAUGUUUGAAUAAAGAGGUAUGCUAUA
Brassica napus (rape) is the source of this 2555-nucleotide messenger RNA. RefSeq names its product jacalin-related lectin 45-like. The record is from RefSeq and is a predicted model, not a curated record. The coding region runs from base 940 to 2385 and encodes 481 amino acids. Gene Ontology annotation, molecular function: carbohydrate binding. The transcript is spliced from 4 exons. NCBI's taxonomy places the organism in Eukaryota, Viridiplantae, Streptophyta, Magnoliopsida, Brassicales, Brassicaceae.